UUCUGAUUCUCUGCUUAUCUUACAAUUUGACAGGUGCUGAGAAAAAUGAAGGGAUAAUUCUAGUUGCGGAUAGUUAAACUGUAUUCUGUAAAGGAAUAAUCAUGGCGCCUGCAAUACUACCGAGUUCAGUUAACAGUGUUCCUCUUGUACACGGGAAUGUAUUUAGUACGAGGAGUGAAAAUCUAAAUCGAUACAAUAUAUUGAGGAAAUCUGCUAAACAAGCCUUACCCUCAACUAAACGAGUCUUACCUUUAGUGACAUCGGUUUUUUUGUUUCCCCAGUUCAGAGGUGGAUUUUCUUCAGGUCAUAAACUAACAUUCCGUAGUGUAUCAGCUUCUGCACCUGGUUUGGUUGUUGAACAAGCAGAUUCUUCAGCUACUGAUACCAAUCUUCCUGCAACUGAUGCUGAAAAUGUGUCAAAUGAGGAUUCAACUGCCAAAGAGGCUGCAGCUGCAGCUGCAAAAAAGCGUGCAAGACCUGUUAGGAAAAGUGAGAUGCCGCCAGUGAAGAACGAAGAGUUGAUUGUUGGCGCUUCAUUUACAGGGAAAGUUAAGUCAAUCCAGCCGUUUGGAGCUUUUAUCGAUUUUGGGGCUUUUACUGAUGGUCUGGUGCACGUUUCCCAGUUGAGUGAUAGCUUUGUUAAGGAGGUUGCGAGUGUCGUCUCUGUUGGGCAAGAGGUAACCGUGAAGUUACUAGAAGCAAACAUGGAAACUGGACGUAUAUCUCUCACUAUGCGUGAGGGUGAUGACAACAACAAAUCUCAGCAAUCACAAGAUCCUUCUUCUAGUGGAGAUAGGGGGAGGCCUCCGAGAAAGGGUCCACCUAAGUCGAAUCAGACGAAAAAUGAGGGUAGGAAAUCGUCAAAGUUUGUCAAGGGACAAGAUCUUGAUGGAACUGUAAAAAAUUUAACUAGAUCGGGUUCCUUUAUUUCUCUUCCGGAUGGUGAGGAAGGAUUUUUGCCUACAGCGGAGGAAAUAGAUGAAGGACUUGGAAGCCUUAUGGGUGCUGGAUCUUCACUGGAGGUUGGUCAAGCAGUUCGUGUGAGAGUUUUGCGUAUAACGAGAGGGCAAGUGACCUUAACAAUGAAGAAGGAAGAAGAUGCUGGGGAGUUAGAUGCUAAGCUCAAGCAAGGUGUUGUCCAUAAAGCAUCGAACCCUUUUAUGCUGGCUUUCCUUCAAAAUAAGGAUAUUGCAUCUUUCCUGGAUAGUAGAGAGGAGGAAAAAAAGUCCACAUCACAAGCAGCUGAUGUGUUAGAAGGAAGUGUCGCUCAAACUGAAGCCGAUAUUGAUGAUGGGACUUCUACCAAGGAAGAAAGUGUAGAGGCAGUUAUAGUAGAGGAGGUUUCAAAUGAAAUUAGUGAAGCAGUAGAAGAAUCAACUCCUAAUGAAAGCAUACCCUCAAAUGAAGCUCCUUCUGUUGAUGUAGCUGAAGAAAAAGAUGUAGAAAGUGAUGCGUCGGAAACAAAACCUGAACCGAUCUCGUUAGAAAUACUGAUUAGCGAAGAAGAGUCUCAAGCUGCUGAUAGUGAAGAGAACCUAGAAAUUCCCAUCUCUAGUUCACCCCAAACUCCUGAAAGUAAGGCUAGUGAAGAAGAGACUCAAACUGCUGAUAAUGAAGAGAACCCAGAAAUUCCCAUCUCUAGUUCAUCCCAAACUCUUGAAAGUGAGGCCAAAAUUGAAGAGGACAACCUGGAUAUUGAUGGAGAAAAAUUGCCCCUUGAAGAGAGUGCAGUUGCAGAAACCUCGGAGUCAGAAACUGAAAUUAAAUCUGUUAUAUCUGAAGAAGCUUCAAAUGAAGAACUGUCUGAGGUUCCUAUUCCACAGGAGAGCAUUACUGAAGGAGAAACUGAGGCCAAAGUUGAAGAGGACAACCUGGAUAUUGAUGGCGAAAAAUUGCCCCUUGAAGAGAGUGCAGUUGCAGAAACCUCGGUGUCAGAAACUGAAAUUAAAUCUGUUAUAUCUGAACAAGCUUCAAUUGAAGAACUGCCCGAGGUUCCUAUUCCACAGGAGAGCAUUACUGAAGAUAAUGAUGCCCCUGCGAACACUGUUGAAAUCGAACAGAUUGAAGCUGUAUCCAAUAAUACCAGCCUCGACUCAGACGGUCAAAAUGAAAAUCCCUCAACAACGGAAAGCACAGUGAAAGCGGCAAUAGCACCUGCUCUUGUUAAGCAGCUGCGAGAAGAAACUGGAGCAGGAAUGAUGGACUGCAAGAAAGCCCUGUCAGAAACCGAAGGUGACCUAAUUAAAGCUCAAGAAUACCUUAGGAAGAAAGGGUUAGCAAGUGCAGAUAAGAAAGCAAGUAGAAAAACAGCUGAAGGAAGAAUCGGUUCGUACAUUCACGACAGCAGGAUUGGUAUCCUUGUAGAGGUGAAUUGCGAAACUGAUUUCGUUUCUCGAGGUGAAAUAUUCAAGGAACUGGUUGAUGAUUUGGCCAUGCAAGCUGCUGCUUGCCCUCAAGUACAGUAUCUCUCUUCAGAAGAUGUUCCUCAAGAAAUCGUGGAUAAGGAAAGGGAGAUUGAAAUGCAGAAAGAAGAUCUUUUGUCUAAACCAGAGCAGAUAAGAUCCAAGAUUGUCGAAGGACGGAUCAAAAAGAGACUUGACGAGUUGUCAUUGCUUGAACAGCCUUUUAUUAAGAAUGAUAAGUUGAUUGUGAAGGAUUUGGUGAAGCAGAUGAUUUCAACCAUAGGAGAAAAUAUUAAAGUGACGAGAUUUAUUAGAUACAAUUUGGGUGAAGGUCUUGAAAAGAAAAGCCAGGACUUUGCUGCAGAAGUUGCUGCUCAAACAUCUGCUAAACCAGCUGAGACUACUACUCCUAAUGAGCAGCCACCCGUAGCGGUUGAAGCUGUUGACAAGGCACCUACAGUUGCGGUUUCAGCAGCUCUUGUUAAACAACUGAGGGACGAAACAGGGGCCGGUAUGAUGGACUGUAAGAAAGCACUUGCAGAAACAGAAGGGAAUUUGGAGAAGGCGCAAGAGUACCUAAGGAAGAAGGGUCUCUCAGCAGCCGAUAAGAAAUCAAGUCGAAUUGCAGCCGAAGGCAGGAUUGGAUCGUACAUUCACGAUUCACGAAUUGGCGUUCUGGUUGAGGUCAACUGUGAGACUGACUUUGUGGGAAGGAGCGAGAAAUUCAAGGAGCUAGUCGAUGAUUUAGCAAUGCAAGUGGUUGCGUGCCCUCAAGUGAUGUACGUUUCAAUUGAAGAUAUUCCCGAGAGCGUGAUUAAGAGGGAGAAGGAACUCGAGAUGCAGAGAGAAGAUCUUCAGACGAAACCGGUGAAUAUAAGGGAGAAGAUUGUUGAAGGGAGGAUAUCGAAGAGGCUUGGAGAGCUUUCUCUUCUUGAGCAACCGUUUAUUAAGGACGAUAGUGUUUUGAUUAAGGAUUUGGUUAAGCAAACUGUCGCUGCUCUUGGGGAGAAUAUUAAAGUCAGGAGGUUUGUUAAAUUCACGCUUGGAGAGACAGCCGGUAUUGCAGAGGAUGCGUAAAAACGGUUAGAAUUGCUCGCUCGCCCUGAAAGGAAAACAAAAAAAGUUAAUAAAAAAACUACUGAAAUUUUUUGAUGUGUUUUGAGGUUGUUUCUGUAUUUAUAUAGACUACAAACGAUGUAGCUAAUGCGAUGUUUUAUUAUCUCAGGGAAAAUAUUUGUUCAGUCAAA
This is a messenger RNA of Impatiens glandulifera, 3649 nucleotides long. Its product is annotated as polyprotein of EF-Ts, chloroplastic. The transcript has 5 exons. Lineage: Eukaryota; Viridiplantae; Streptophyta; Magnoliopsida; Ericales; Balsaminaceae. Gene Ontology annotation, biological process: mitochondrial translational elongation. Gene Ontology annotation, molecular function: translation elongation factor activity; protein binding. Gene Ontology annotation, cellular component: mitochondrial matrix. The record is from RefSeq and is a predicted model, not a curated record. Bases 102 to 3479 code for a protein of 1125 amino acids.